CUGGCCAGCCGGAGGUUGGGGCCCCAGCAGCUCAAGCAGAGCGCUGCGCACCCAGCCGAUCCGCCUGUCAGGCCGCCACCUCCAGCCGCCUGGCUUGCACCUCAUGCUUGCACCUCGGACUACGGAGACCGGGGUCCCCAUGUCCCAAACUGAAGCUGACUUGGCUCUGCGGCCACCUCCGUCUCUCACCUCCUUGGGGCCGACCCGCCUGGGGCCACCUCCUCGCAGAGUGCGACGCUUCUCUGGGAAGGCUGAGCCCCGGCUGCGCUCUUCCCGACCGAACCGCCGCAGCUCAGUCGACUUGGGACUGCUGAGCUCCUGGGCUCAACCAGCCUCACUCGUUCCGGAACCCCCCGAUCCUCCGGACUCCUCUGGUCCGACCGGGAGCCCACCUUCUAGCUCCAAAGAACCCCCCGAGGGCACAUGGACCGGGGCAAUCCCGGUGAAGACUGCAGAGUCCGCAUGUUCCGAGGCUGCGGGAUCUUCAGGAGGUCCGGCGUCCCGGGACCCACCGAGGCUUCCUGAUGCAGCAGCCCGGGAGAGGCGGCGGGAGCAGGAAGAAAAAGAGGACACAGAGACCCAGGCUGUGGCAACGUCUCCAGACGGCCGAUACCUCAAGUUUGACAUUGAAAUUGGAAGAGGCUCCUUCAAGACGGUGUAUCGAGGGCUAGACACCGACACCACGGUAGAGGUGGCCUGGUGUGAGCUGCAGACUCGGAAACUCUCUCGGGCUGAACGGCAGCGCUUCUCCGAGGAGGUGGAGAUGCUCAAGGGGCUGCAGCACCCCAACAUCGUCCGCUUCUAUGACUCCUGGAAGUCUGUGCUGAGGGGCCAGGUGUGCAUCGUGCUGGUCACGGAACUCAUGACUUCCGGCACGCUCAAGACGUACCUGAGGCGCUUCCGCGAAAUGAAGCCCCGAGUCCUUCAGCGCUGGAGUCGACAGAUCCUGCGGGGGCUUCAUUUUCUACACUCCCGAGUGCCCCCUAUCCUGCACCGAGACCUCAAGUGUGACAACGUCUUCAUUACUGGCCCUUCAGGCUCUGUCAAAAUCGGAGAUCUCGGACUAGCCACGCUCAAGCGCGCCUCCUUUGCCAAGAGCGUCAUUGGGACCCCGGAAUUCAUGGCCCCCGAGAUGUACGAGGAAAAGUACGACGAGGCUGUGGACGUGUACGCCUUCGGCAUGUGCAUGCUGGAGAUGGCUACGUCCGAGUACCCGUACUCUGAGUGUCAGAACGCAGCACAGAUCUACCGAAAAGUCACGUCGGGUACAAAGCCCAACAGCUUCUACAAGGUGAAGAUGCCGGAAGUGAAGGAGAUCAUUGAGGGAUGCAUCCGGACGGAUAAGAACGAGAGGUUUACCAUCCAGGAUCUCCUGGCCCACGCGUUCUUCCGAGAGGAACGAGGUGUCCACGUGGAACUGGCAGAGGAGGAUGACGGAGAGAAGCCGGGCCUCAAGCUCUGGCUGCGCAUGGAGGACGCUCGGCGUGGGGGACGCCCACGGGACAACCAGGCCAUUGAGUUCCUGUUCCAGCUCGGCCGGGACGCUGCUGAGGAGGUGGCUCAGGAGAUGGUAGCUUUGGGUUUAGUCUGCGAAGCUGACUACCAGCCAGUGGCCCGUGCUGUUCGAGAAAGGGUUGCUGCCAUUCAGCGGAAACGGGAGAAGCUUCGAAAAGCUAGGGAACUGGAGGUUCUCUCACCUGAGUCAGGACCCCCUCCGGCAACUGUGUCCAUGGCUCCUGGCCCUCCCAGUGCCUUCCCCCCAGAGCCUGAGGAGCCAGAAGCUGACCAGCACCAGUCCUUCCUCUUCCGCCAUGCCAGCUACUCAUCUACCACCUCUGAUUGCGAGACUGACGGCUACCUCAGCUCCUCCCUCAGCUCCUCCGGCUUCUUGGAUGCCUCAGACCCUGCCCUUCAGCCCCCCGGGGGGGUGCCAUCCAGCCCCGCUGAGCCCCAUCUCUGCUUGCCCUCGGGGUUUGCCUUGUCCAUUCCACGGUCUGGCCCUGGCACUGACUUUUCUCCUGGGGAAAGCUAUGCCUCAGAUGUGGCCUCAGGCCUCAGUGACAUGGGAGAAAGGGGACAAAUGAGGAAAAAUCCAGUGAAGAAUCUCCGACGGAGACCCCGAUCCCGGCUGAGGGUCACUAGUGUCUCAGAUCAGAAGGACAGAGUUGUGGAGUGUCAGCUACAGACGCACAACAGCAAGAUGGUGACCUUCCGAUUUGAUCUGGAUGGGGACAGCCCGGAAGAAAUUGCGGCUGCCAUGGUGUAUAAUGAGUUCAUUCUGCCCUCGGAGCGAGAUGGAUUCCUGAGCCGGAUCCGAGAGAUUAUCCAGCGAGUGGAAACCCUGCUGAAGAGAGAGCCUGGUCCCCAGGAGGCUGCUAAAGAUGCGCUGAGCCCUCAGGAAGAGCCCACAGCCCUCCCUGCCCCCCCAGGUCCAGCCAAUGGGUUCUGGAACCUUAAACAUCCUUCUUCAGCAGAGCCCCAGAGAAGCAUCUCCCCGGAACCGAGGAGCUGGGCAGCCUUCUCCACCUCUCCAUCUUCUCCUGGAACCCCCUUGUCCCCAGGAACCCCAUUUUCCCCUGGGACCCCUCCUGUCUUCCCAUGCCCCACCUUUCCCAUCACAUCACCCUCGUGCCACCCCUGCCCAUUCUCCCAGGCCUCUUCAAGCCCAUGUCCACCGGGCCCCGUCUUACCACUCCUGUCCCCCUCCAGCACUUCUCAGUCUCCACUCCCAUCCUCCCCUCUUCCCGUGAGUCCUCUCCCCAGCAGCUCCUCUCACCCGCUCUCUCCUAGUUGUUCCAAAGUCACUCUUAGCUCCCCUGCUUUUCCUGUCUGCCCCUCUCCUCCCCCUCUCCCCUCGACCACAGCAGCCCCUCUCCUGUCUCUGGCUAGUGUCUUCUCUCUGGCUGUGAUGACUGUGGCCCAGUCACUGCUGUCCCCCUCCCCUGGGCUGCUUUCUCAGUCUCCCCCAGCCCCGCCAGGUCCUCUGCCUAGCCUGCCCCUUCCCCUUGCUUCUUGUGGCCAGGAAAGCCUUUCACCCCAAACAGCUGAGACAGAGAGUGAGGCUUCCCAAAAUCCUGCUCAGCCAUUACUGGGUGAAGCUAGGCUGGCCCCCAUCUCUGAAGAGGGAAAGCCCCAGCUUGUUGGGCGGUUCCAAGUGACUUCAUCCAAGGAGCCAGCAGAGCCAUCCCUAGAACCAGCAUCCCCGACUCUCUCUAGCUCCCUAAAGAUUCCAACCCCUCAACUGACCUCAGAGAGCUCAGACACAGAGGACAGUGCAACCAGAGAGGCUCUGGCAGAAAGCGACCGUGCAGCCGAGGGCCUGGGAGUUGCGAUGGAAGAGGAAGGGGCAGAAGGGAAGGAACCCCGAAUUGGGGGCAGCUCCCCACUCUUGAGCCAUCCCAGCCCUGUGUGGAUGAACUACUCCUACAGUAGCCUAUGUGUGAGCAGCGAGGAGUCGGAGAGCAGUGGGGAGGAUGAAGAGUUCUGGGCUGAGCUGCAGAACCUUCGGCAGAAGCACUUGUCGGAAGUGGAGGCGCUACAGACCCUACAGAAAAAGGAAAUUGAGGACUUGUACAGCCGGCUUGGGAAGCAGCCCCCACCUGGUAUUGUAGCCCCAGCUGCUAUGCUGUCCUGCCGCCAGCGCCGCCUCUCCAAGGGCAGCUUCCCCACCUCCCGCCGUAACAGCCUGCAGCGCUCUGACCUCCCUGGCCCUGGCAUCAUGCGAAGGAAUUCUCUGAGUGGCAGCAGCACCGGCUCUCAGGAGCAGCGGGCAAGCAAGGGGGUGACAUUCGCCGGGGAUGUUUGGCAGGAUGGUGAGGGCGGGCCCGAGGGAGAGCCCAGGGAAUGGUGACCAGCAGCAGCUCUGCCUUCGUCCGCUUCGGACAUUUCUUUAGCAUUUUUCUUUUCCCCUCCAGUGAAUUCAGAACAGACGUCCUAUGCCUCCCCAACACCAGGGCCCACCAUGGCACUUGGGGCUCUCAGAAUCUGAUGCUUUUGUGACCAAGUCAACUCGGCAAAGAACACCCCAGCACUGAGGGGGUGGAAGGCUUGUAGGCAUGGAGAGUGCGGUGGUUGUGUUAUCCCGAAGAGGCAAACGUGGGAGCUCUUUGCUGUGUGGGAAUCUCAUUUCUGUAGCCAACCCCACCUUCGUCUUCUGCGCUCCUCCCCAGGCAAGAGCCAACUACUAAGCAAUCCAGCUCAAGUCCAGAUGCUUGCAGAAGGCCAGCUUCCAGCUGGGAGAGUGUAGGUGUACUCCCAUCACCAAAGUUAACAGCAGCCAAUAAAAGUAGUGGGAAAAAGGACUGUGGGUCUGUAUCUGCCA
Acomys russatus (golden spiny mouse) is the source of this 4321-nucleotide messenger RNA. RefSeq names its product WNK lysine deficient protein kinase 4 (gene Wnk4). Bases 104 to 3850 code for a protein of 1248 amino acids. Gene Ontology annotation, cellular component: cytosol; cytoplasm. Gene Ontology annotation, molecular function: potassium channel inhibitor activity; chloride channel inhibitor activity; ATP binding. The transcript is spliced from 18 exons. The record is from RefSeq and is a predicted model, not a curated record. Gene Ontology annotation, biological process: protein phosphorylation; monoatomic ion homeostasis; positive regulation of potassium ion import across plasma membrane. Lineage: Eukaryota; Metazoa; Chordata; Mammalia; Rodentia; Muridae.